Molecule: messenger RNA, 543 nt
Organism: Amoebophrya sp. A120
Lineage: Eukaryota; Dinophyceae; Syndiniales; Amoebophryaceae
Source: the annotation of a GenBank genome assembly
GGGAACUACGUUUUUACAAAUGAUACAUUCGCAACUGGACAGCACACAGCUGGACCAGGAUCCGGGGAGCGAGCCUCUCCGUGGGUGCCGUAUUGCAAGACAGCGCGCAUUUGUGUGCACAAGUCCUGCGUCACAGAUUUCCCAUUUGAUAUGGGAUGGGGGCUUUUUUCAUUUUGAUAGAAACACCGUAACCGGAGAGACGGUGGCGAUGAAGCGCAUGAAGUUGCAGGAUUACGUGUCUACCAUCAUCGGGGGGUCCACCGCUCCUGCGUGACCACAAACCGUCAACAUCCAUCAUGGGCGCCAAAACAAAGGACAUGUCCCGGCAUUUCAGGCCGUUUUCGGGUGCCGCUUUCAUCUCCCAAACCUGUCAAAGGCGCCACGGCAUUACGCCUGCAAUAGAGUGCCCACAGGCAUGGGGGGCUUCGACGUGGGCGAACCUACCUAAGGAGACAAGAUGGCCGCUACGCUGCCCUGAAUGACAACCCACCCUUGCGGCCGCCCUGCUGAUCCGUCGGCAGCGAAAGUUUUGGCCCCCUUUUU